This is a messenger RNA of Paramuricea clavata, 366 nucleotides long. The record is from the annotation of a GenBank genome assembly. Lineage: Eukaryota; Metazoa; Cnidaria; Anthozoa; Malacalcyonacea; Plexauridae.
AUGGGCAUCGAAGAUCAGCAGUUCUACAUGCAACCUGUCAAGGAAAAAGCAACAUGCGAAACCAAUAUGUGUGAUGACGAAGUGGAUGAGGACGUCCAUGAAAGCGGAUACAAUGAACUACUGCUCUUCGAUUUCGAGUGUAUUCAAGAGAAUGGUACUCACGAAGGCUACGAUGGUUAUUUCAUCCAACAAUACCUGCAUGAGAAUGGUGUUAUUCCUGAAGUCAUUAUGUGUGGUGCCAAGAUCCUUACGAUGUAUGUAGCUAUUCCCAAAACCUUUGGUUUGAACGAGUCUGCAAAAGGAUAUUUCCCUCACCUUAUGUUGGACCCCUACCACCAAGUCCUUAUUACCAUCCCAGUGGAAUGA